AUGAAGGGCGCUCUCCUGCUGUGCGUUCUGGUGCUGGGAAUGGUGGCCCUGCCGGCGAAGGGCUUCAUGCCGUACUCGAGGAGCAGCCUCUGGGACUUGAUGCUUCCCUCCGACGACCCCUUCAGGAUCCUGGAGCAGACCCCGUUCCCCGUCCCCAAGGGCGUGGAGAACCUCGCCCUCGCCCGAGCGGACUGGAAGGAGACCGCCAAGGCGCACGUCAUCUCGGUCGACGUUCCAGGUAGAUGGUCAAUGGAUGCUUCCCACUGGAUCGGGGACUCCCUUCCGCGUGGUGCUCACCUCCGUUUUGAUCUCGGUUCCUGCAGGGGUGAACAAGGGGGACAUCAAGAUCGAGAUCGAGGAGAACAGAGUGCUGCGGAUCAGCGGCGAGCGGAAGGUCGACGAAGGGAAAGAGGAGGGGGAGAAGUGGCAUCGAGCGGAGAGGACUUCCGGCAAGUUCUGGAGGCUGUUCAGGCUUCCCGCCGGCGCCGACAUGGACGGCAUCAGGGCUCACCUGGAAGACGGCGUGCUGACGAUCACGGUCCCCAAGCUGGCAGAGGAGAGGAAGCAAGCGAAGGUGGUGGAGAUCGUCGACCACUCCAAGGGCGAGGAUAUCAAGGCCUCUAAGGCCGAUCUGUGA
This is a messenger RNA of Spirodela intermedia, 637 nucleotides long. The record is from the annotation of a GenBank genome assembly. Lineage: Eukaryota; Viridiplantae; Streptophyta; Magnoliopsida; Alismatales; Araceae.